UCUAAACCUCAGUACAUUGUUGAAGUAUAUCUUGAAAUAUUUAAAUAUUUAAAUAUUUAAAAAUGAGGACAUGGAGAGAAUCAGCCAGUUUGAUUAUAGCUGCUCGAAAUGGAUUAAAAAAUACCCAGUUGUUUGAUUAUAAUCUAUUUCUUCUAAAAAGACAAAGCAAAGGUACUUUUGGUGGUACUAUGGUUUUUCCUGGUGGUGUGAUUGAGCCUGCAGAUGCAGAUUUGAAAUGGCAAAAUUUGUUCAAGCACUAUAGUUAUAAUGAAUCUAAUUUCAAAUCUUUACUUCCAAAGAGUGCAAAAAGACCAGAAAUAUUUCGUAAUGUACAAAAUGAAUUGCCUAGAGAAGUUUCUUUGAGAAUCCGUGCAAUACGAGAAACAUUUGAAGAAUGUGGAAUACUUCUGUGUACUAAUGCACCUGAUAGUACUACAACAGAAAAAAUUGUUGAUCCAUUUAAAUUAUCAAAAAGUGAAAUUGAGUUUUGGCAGAGGAGGGUACAUAGUAGUCCUAAAGAAUUUUAUGUAAUGUGUGAAAAGCUGGACUGCUAUCCUAAUAUAUGGGCAUUAUAUGAAUGGGCAAAUUGGCUUACUCCAACUAUAUUUCCAGUUUCUAUGCGCUUCGAUACAGUUUUUUUUUUCACUACUCUAUCAUAUAUUCCUGAUACAAAAAUUGAAAUGAAUGAAAUUCAUGAAUCUAUGUGGGCAACUCCAGACUCAAUAAUGGCAUCUCAUUUAACUUCAUUAUUACCACCUCAACGAUAUGAAAUUACAAGGAUAUCAAAGUACAAAAAAUUAGAUAAUUUAUUCAAUUAUGCAGUUGAGCAGUCAAGAAAUGGCAUAGAAAGAUUUGUUGGUGUGAGAGUAUUAUUAAGCGAUGGAAUUGUUCAUGUACUACCAGGUGAUUCAAUGUAUCCUGAUAAAGUAGAAUUACAUACUAAACAAUUAAUUGAUAAGUCAACAAUGACGAUCAAAGAAUUUCGUGAUAUUGCUAAAAAAAUUCAUCGUAUAGAAAUUCCAGAGUAUAAGGAUAUGGUCUUGAGUAAAUAUUAAGUCAAGAUAACUAUGAAAAAUAUUUGUUAUAUAAUUAUAUUUUCAAAUGUUAAUUUUUAUAUUAAAUCGGAAUGGUACGUAAAAAAUGUUGUUUUUAUUAUAUAUACCUGGAUAAAUAAUGUAGGUAUAUACAAUUUUUUAAGAAAAUAAUUGAACUCUCUUUAAUCCA
This is a messenger RNA of Phymastichus coffea, 1224 nucleotides long. Its product is annotated as acyl-coenzyme A diphosphatase NUDT19-like. Gene Ontology annotation, molecular function: hydrolase activity, acting on acid anhydrides, in phosphorus-containing anhydrides. The transcript is spliced from 5 exons. Bases 63 to 1055 code for a protein of 330 amino acids. Lineage: Eukaryota; Metazoa; Arthropoda; Insecta; Hymenoptera; Eulophidae. Gene Ontology annotation, cellular component: mitochondrion. The record is from RefSeq and is a predicted model, not a curated record.